GAGGGGAAGUGAAACCUCUGCUUGAGAAUCAAUAUUUGCGAACGGUAUGCCGUUAUCUGCCUAGUCACGUCCCCAGCGUCACCUACUUGUCCGUGAUGUCGGCUCACUUAAGUUUAUGUACCUUACCCACGAUCGUGCUACGAGCCGCCGUCGUUAACAAUCGUGAGUCUCCACAACCAUUCGCAUAUUGUGGGAUGGCGAAAGUUGUGUACGUACAACGACUUUGGUGCCUUAUCAUAAUCCUCAAUAAUCAACAAACGCAAUCCCGAGAGGGAGACAAGCGGACUACUUCAAGUUAUGAUUCACCUACUACUAAUAGCCCGAAAGCCUUCAAGUUGCUUGGAUCCAGACGCAGAUACCAGGUUGGCAGCGGGGGAUUGUCGUCAGGGAAGAUGGGAGACCUGUCACUUCUCUCGAGGCUCUAUCGCCGUCCACAGUGUGUUACAGACCAGAUCCGCGAAAGUGAGCUUGUUGUUAGACGACUGGGUCCCCGUGGAGAGAUGCGAGUCUUGACCUCUGGAACAUCGGUGAAGCUCAUGACAACACUGUCCGAGUCUGCGAGGCCUUGUCGAGCGCAGAACCAGCUGGAGCUGGCCAGGGGUUCCCGGCUCGUCGAGGGAAAAAAAAUUAGAAAAAAGGAAAAAGAAGCGUCCUCGUCAGCAGGCCACCAAUCCCGAGGACUCGUACGUAGUACAGUAAGCCCAGACGAGGCCAUAAUAAAGUGACAACGCAAAGUCAAGUCCGUUGCCCGCAUGACCUGGACACCUACCGUUAAGUAAGUUGUCCUUGUGCGUCCGUUUGACAAGGCGCAGGCAGCUUACGUAUC
Emericellopsis atlantica is the source of this 826-nucleotide messenger RNA. RefSeq lists its product as uncharacterized. The transcript has a single exon. The coding region runs from base 96 to 725 and encodes 209 amino acids. NCBI's taxonomy places the organism in Eukaryota, Fungi, Ascomycota, Sordariomycetes, Hypocreales, Bionectriaceae. The record is from RefSeq and is a predicted model, not a curated record.